ACGUCUUCCAUCCGGAACAUCCCUCCUCCGACGCAUGUAGCCUCACGGUUGUGACACACCGACAUGGUGACAUUUGUUUUGGUCGUCCUUUAAAGCGUUGAGUGAACGUACAGUCAGAAUGGGCGACCGUGAGCUGGACCUUACAGAGGCACAGAAAGUGACUAAGUCAAAAUACCCGAAAAUCAACAAGAAAUAUGAAUACCUGGAUCAUACAGCGGACGUGCAAAUUCACUCUUGGGGAAACACUCUGGAGGAAGCCUUCGAGCAGUGUGCCAUGGGCAUGUUUGGCUACAUGACGGACACAGAGACAGUGGAACCGAUUGAUACUGUUGACGUGGAAUCAGAGGGUGACGACAUGGAGUCUCUUCUUUUCCACUUCCUAGAUGACUGGUUGUACAAGUUUAGUGCCGAACUCUUCUUCGUUCCCAGGGAGAUCAAAGUUUUGCACAUAGACAGAAUGCACUUCAAGAUCCGCUCCAUUGGUUGGGGUGAGGAAUUCUCUCUGGCAAAGCAUCCACAGGGAACUGAGGUGAAAGCCAUCACAUACUCCGCAAUGCAGAUCCACGAUAAGGAAAAAUCGGAGAUAUUUGCCAUCAUUGAUAUCUGACGAUACCUCCAGAGGCAGACCGCACUCCUGGUUCAAUGAAACUGGAAUAUCUACUCGGCCAAUUUAAGUGGCCUUUUAUCUAAGGCAAUGAUUCUUGACUUGUAAAAUGUUUUUCUAUUUGUACGGUGAACCGUUUACGAACAGCAGCAUUUGCCAACAUUUCUGUUAGCUGAUAGAUUACAGAUUAGUGAUAUGACACUUAUAUCUUAUAAAUUGUAUCAUUUCAGAAAUCACAAAACCAUGGAAAUAUUAUGAGUCUUUACUUAAAGUCACUAUUGAAAAGAAAAACUAAUUGAGAACAAUGCAAUGUUUUAACACAUUUUGUUAACCCAGUUUUACUUGAAAUGCUUUUGCAAAUUCUUAUUUAUCACAAAUUUGACAUGAAUUGUGUCGAUGCCUUAAUCAUUGUAAAUAAAUCAACAGAUUUUUUA
This is a messenger RNA of Anarrhichthys ocellatus (wolf-eel), 1038 nucleotides long. It is a transcript of the gene tslig1, whose product is annotated as zinc finger and BTB domain containing 8 opposite strand. The transcript has 7 exons. The record is from RefSeq and is a predicted model, not a curated record. Bases 119 to 607 code for a protein of 162 amino acids. Gene Ontology annotation, biological process: tRNA splicing, via endonucleolytic cleavage and ligation. Gene Ontology annotation, cellular component: tRNA-splicing ligase complex. Lineage: Eukaryota; Metazoa; Chordata; Actinopteri; Perciformes; Anarhichadidae.